Phoenix dactylifera (date palm) is the source of this 3094-nucleotide messenger RNA. The record is from RefSeq and is a predicted model, not a curated record. Lineage: Eukaryota; Viridiplantae; Streptophyta; Magnoliopsida; Arecales; Arecaceae.
UACGACUUCUCUCCCUUUCCCGUUGCCUCUCUCCUCUCUCCCUCCCUCCCUCUCUCUCAGUACCAAGCGCAAGGCAACGACAGCAGCAGUAGCAGCAGCGAAUUCAUCCAUCCAUUAAAGAAUUCCCCUUCUAUUUCUAUAUCUCUCUCCUUCUAUUCUUCUUUCCUUCCGAUUCUAGGGUUUCUUCUUCCUCUCGAACAUCAAGAAAUCGAACGCCACCAUCAGUAAAGGGUUUCGAACCCUAUUCUAGGAUUUCGAUCCGGAGAUCGUUCAAGAAGCGGAAAAAAAUGGCGGAUUUCCGGCAGAAGGACGCCGAUCUGGAGUUCCGGAGAGGCCUGGAGGAGCUGGUGCGCGGCCACCUCGACGGCUGCAUGACCGCCUUCUCCUCCUCCCGCGGUGGUGUCGAGGAGGAAGGCGCCUCUGGCGACGGAGGACCAGACCAGCUCGUCCGUCGCCGCCGGCGAUCGGAUUUGGUGGGAGACGACCUCGCCGAGUCCUCUGCCGCCGCGCGGCGGCACUCCCGGAUCCUCAGCCGCUGGGUCGCCCGCCAGGCUGAGGAGAUGAUCACCACCAUCGAGCGGAGGAAUCGGGAGUCCGAGCUCAUGGCCCUCGCGGGGCUUCACACGGUUUCUAUGCUUGAUUCGUCCUUCCUCCGAGAGUCCCGGCUGUCGCCCUCGUCGGUGGAGCGGCCGGUGGCGGCGCGGGCGCCGUCGAUCCUUCAGAUGUGGAGGGAGCUCGAGGAUAUGUCAGCCCCCACGGAGCGGAGAAGCGCCGCCCCCGCCCUUGAGGCGGGCAGCCGAAACCGGGCUGAGAGCCGGGAGCGGGAACUCCGUGGCAGCUCGGAGGAUGCGAGCGAGAGUGACUAUACUGGCUACGAUCGUUGGGCUCGUGGAACUAUAGGUUCGACGGGAAGACCGGGCGAGGAGGAAGAGGAGGAUCGGGGGUCUAGCAGGGAGCAGUCACCUGAUAUUGGGGAUGGCGAGAGGGAGAGGGUGAGACAGAUCGUUAGUGGGUGGAUGACGGAGAACGGGAUGGGAGAGGCAGAGUCGAGAGUUUCUCCGAGGAAUGAAAGCCCGACGGAUGAAUGGCUUGGUGAGAUCGAAAGGGAGAGAGUGAGGUUGGCGAGGGAGUGGGUGCAGAUGGUGAGCCAGCAGAGGGAUGCCCGGGAUAGCAGGACGGUGGACAGGGAUCGUGAUGGGUCUGUCACGGAUCUGGAGGAAGGGCAGCCGGAGCAUCUGAGGAGGGAUUUGCUGAGGCUUCGAGGCCGGCAAGCUCGCCUGGAACUGAUCAUGAGGGUGGCGAGGGAGAGGCAGAGGGAGCUUCAAAGCUUGUCAGAGCAUCGGGUAGUUUCAGAAUUUGCUCACCGCAAUCGAAUUCAGUCGCUCCUCCGAGGUAGAUUCUUAAGAAAUGGAGGACCUAGUGAGGAGAGGCCACCUUCAGUGGCAGCACAAGAAUUAGGUCAGCUAAGACAACGCCAUCCUGUCUCUGGUUUGAGAGAGGGAUUUCACUUCGGGCUAGAGAAUAUUGUUCGUGGUCAAGCAAUCAACCGGUCUGAUACUUCAGCUACUCAAAACAUGACUGUUUCUAGAAAUAAUCGAUCUCAACUGAGCACUGGGGUGGAGCUACUGAAUGAUAACCAUGAACAGUCCCAACUUAGGAGUGAGAAUAUUGAUAUUCAUCAAUCAACAGAGACACAUGAAACAGCUGGGUUGGAAAACAGCAUGCUUAAUGAAAUUGUGGACAUGCAAGAAUCAGCGAAUCAAGUGGAGAAUUGGCAGGAAGAAGAUAUAGAACAUGAGAGAAGAGAAUGGCAACAGUCUACUGAAGGUGGUUACAGUGAUUGGCAUGAAGAGACUGGCGAAGAAUCUGAUGAGAACUGGCAUGAAAAUAUGGAACAAGAAUGGUCGCGUGAAUCACCAGAAGAUGAAGAUGGAGAAGACAGUCAUCUCCUGGAAGUACACGAGGAGUGGCAUGAGGAUGAAUCUCAUGAAGAUGAUGAGCAUUCAGAUCCUCCAAGAGGUCAACGGCCCAUUCCUAUUAGAAGAGUCAAUAGAUUUAAUCUGCCUGAUGAUGAUAAUGUGUACAGCAUGGAACUAAGAGAACUCUUAAGCAGGAGAAGUGUUUCUAAUCUUCUUCGCAGUGGGUUUCGUGAAAGUUUAGACCAGUUGAUACAAUCCUAUGUUCAACAGCAGGCCCGUGCUCCCCUUGAUUGGGACCUGCAUAGAACUUUGCCUACCACCACUUUACCAGAGGAAAAUCAGGACCAGCACAGGGAUGAUGCAGAUCAGGAUCUUCAGGAUUCUGUUCCCAGGCCUCCUCCUGUGCUACUACCUCCACCUUUUCCACCUCGACAACCACUAUGGCACUCAGCACUGCAUCAUAGUAAUUGGACUAGACAGAGCCUGCAUCGUUCAGAAAUUGAAUGGGAUAUUAUUAAUGAUUUGAGGGCGGACAUGGCUAGGCUUCAGCAAGGGAUGAGUCACAUGCAGAGAAUGUUCGAGGCUUGCAUGGAUAUGCAACUAGAACUGCAACGUUCGAUCAGGCAGGAAGUUUCUGCAGCUUUGAACUGCUCUGCUGGAGGACAAGGCCAUGUUUGGACGGCGGAUCAGCUUAUACAUAUAGGUGGGAGGUUUGAAGCGCGAUGGGAUGGAAUGAUGAGAAAGGGUGAGCGAGGAAUUAUCUCAGGAUGGAUCCAAAUGGAGCCAAGUGAGGAAAGGGACUUGUUGUGUCUGCUGCGACAGUCAUAUUGAUUCCCUUCUGUACAGAUGUGGGCACAUGUGUACCUGUUCAAAAUGUGCUAAUGAGUUAGUUCGAGGUGGAGGCAAGUGCCCACUAUGCCGUGCACCCAUUGCCGAGGUGAUCCGAGCCUAUUCUAUACUGUAAAAUAAUGCCAGACCCUCAAGUUUUCUCGGUGGGAACUACCUAAUGGGUUCUUGCAUCUUGCCUAUAUAAUUGUUCUUUUUUUUUUGUUUCAUUGCCUAUAUAACGUUUUUGGAACGUUGACAUGUUUCGAGUGGAGUAACAAAUGGCACCUUAUGUAUGUCACAAACAAAUAUCUAAUGAAAUUCUUUCGUUUUAUGUAUUUGGAGGAUGA